AUGCAAGCCGCGCAGUUCAUGAAAGCUCCGGUGUGGCUGUGCACUGGCUUACCAACCCUGGCCCUGGUGCCGUUCUUGGCCCGAGCCGCCUCCAAGUAUGGCUUCAGCCUCAACGACCGGACCUCUCUCAUGUGGUGGCACGUGAACCUGUUUUGGUUUCACACCGGCUGCGACGUCUUCAGCGGCUACUACCAGGUCAUGCCUGUGCUGACCGAGCUCUACACGCGAAUGAGUCCUACUCACUCCUAUCCCCGCUGGCAUCCGAACCGGGUACACUUUGAUUGCGCCUAUGCGCUGGAACUGUAUGUCGAGGCCCCUUUCGCUGCGUGGAUGAUGUACCUCUUCCUGAAGCAGGACCACAGGAGGUACUUGGUGGAACUCGUGGCGCUGGCGAUACAGUUUGCUGGAACAGUGGUGUACUACGUUCCCGGCAUCAUGCGUCUGGAGCAUGCCUGUUGGCUGAGCUGGGCUGACAAGGCCUGCGGUAGUGUCUGGAUGCUCUUUCCGGCUUACGUCUUCUGGCGUACGCUGACCACCUACAGGAAUGGCGACAGCAAGAAGCACACCUGA
Molecule: messenger RNA, 570 nt
Organism: Symbiodinium sp. CCMP2456
Lineage: Eukaryota; Dinophyceae; Suessiales; Symbiodiniaceae
Source: the annotation of a GenBank genome assembly